GAUGAACACUUGAGUCAUGUAGCGGUGACGGAGGGGAGCGGAGAUUAUCUGGAGGCUAAGGGGUUGGCACAGACUUACGCUGCAGCCAUCCUUCCUGACACAACCCUCCCAGGGAUUUGUGUAGAUGCACUGGAGGUGGCAGAAGGCACACCGACAAACGAGGGUGAUUUAAGAGACAUGUAACAGACAGGUUUGCUGACAUCAGCUGGUUCUGUAAAUGGCUGGAGGGAUGGCAGUUACCAAGCAGGAGACACUUGAAGGAGGCAAAAGUGCAUCUGGAGUCCGGACCGAGCCUGAAGGAGGCUGGGGUUGGAUGAUUGUCGCUGGUUGUUUUCUCGCUACCAUCUGCACCCGAGCAGUAACCAGAUGUGUCUCCAUGUUCUUUGUUGAGUUUCAAAUGCACUUUGGGAAGGAUUACUCCAACACUGCCUGGAUCCACAGCCUGAUAGACUCCACCACUAUGCUUUGUGCUCCUCUGGGCAGUUUUCUUGGGAACCGUCUGUCCUGCAGAGCUACAGUGAUUCUCGGAGGCAUGCUGUCAUCUGCUGGUCUGAUUAUCAGCUCCUUUGCUAACAGCCUGGAGUAUCUUUACAUGUCUCUGGGUGUCCUUACAGGUCUUGGCUUUGCUCUCAGCUACACACCAGCCAUAGCGAUGGUUGGGAAGUACUUCAAUGAGAGGAAAGCUCUGGCCUAUGGCAUCGCUCUGUCUGGCAGUGGCAUUGGGACCUUCCUCCUGGCUCCUGCAGUUCAGCUCCUUAUAGAGUAUUAUUCCUGGAGAGGAGCGCUGCUCAUUCUUGGAGCAUUUGUGUCCAACUUGUGUGUCUGUGGUGCCCUGAUGAGGCCGCUGGAACCAAGAGGAAGUCAAAGGACAUGGGAGAGCAAGCUGACAAAAUUUGGGAAAAACUGCAUGAAGACAGUGCUGGAUUUUAAAGUCCCUGAACAAAUAUCUGCUGAUUGUAUCCAAGUGGACCACAAGCAGCUGGAUGUAAAGAACUUAAAGGGUCCUCAGGGGCUCCUCAUACCGAACGGAACAUUGAAAAACUUUGGACUUGAAAAGGGCAAACUAGGUAACAUAGCAUUUCUUCCAACCCUGGAGCCAUCUGAUCGGAAGUUAAUAGAUCUGAAGAUAGGGAAAUGCUUUUUAUUUAGCAACUCACUAACAGACACAAUGCUAGGCAACAUUGAAUUCUCAGAUCUUAAGCUACCCAACAUGACCGAGGACUUGAAAUUGGUGGAAAGCAUUAGCUUGAGCAAAAACUUGGAAGACAUGGAUGGAAAGAUAGAAGACUCAAAAUUUAAUGAAGCCAGACAAAGUGACAAUAAUCCUUUAGUAAACCCUUCAUCCAGAGGUCAGUGCUUUUGUUUCGAGUCCAGGGAGGAGUUUGGCUUCCUUUUGAUACCCAGCUUCCUGAUUUUGUCCAUGUCAUUCCUGUUUAUGGCGUAUGGUUGCAGCCCUCCAAUAGUUUACCUGGUUCCUUAUGCCCUCAGUUUGGGGGUGCAGCCUCAGCAUGCUGCUUUACUCAUGUCUGUAUUUGGAGUCUGUGGAAUUGUUGGCAAUAUCACCUUUGGAUGGAUCACAGAUAGGGGGUGUGUUAGGAGGUUUCGCAUGCUGAGCUACACGGUGGCGGUGGCCAUGGAAGGCCUCUGCUGUAUGUCCAUGCCUUUCCUUAGCUCCUUCUCCCUUCUCGUGCCUUUUUCCAUACUCUAUGGGUACUUUGAUGGUGCAUAUGUAGCACUAAUACCAGUGGUGACUUCUGACACUGUGGGCUCCACCUAUCUCACCUCAGCUUUGGGUGUGGUUUACUUCCUUCAUGCCAUCCCCUACCUGCUCAGCCCUCCCAUUGGAGGUUGGUUAGUUGAUCGGACGGGAAACUAUGCAGCAACUUUCUUCCUCAGUGGGGCUUCCUUUAUCUUCAGCUCUGCAGUCCUAGCAGCAGCCAUGUUAGUCAGACACUGCCAGAGGUCCAAGUUGAACUCAGCUGCACAUUUAAACCCCAGUCACACGGCCGCUGCAGCUCUGCAGAGCAUCCUAUGACAUGUCAACCUUGAUUCUUAUUCACUGUCUGCACAGAUGAUGUUGCUGCUGGUCUGUGGGUGUACUAAGAUAAUAAUGAUGUGUGACUGGGCUAAAGAUCAAGAAGCGGCCAAGAAGGAAAAAACAUAGAAUUUUAGUUAUUUCACAGUGACAUUUACCUGUUUUUUUUUUUUUGGUUUUUUUUUUAAUGACUGGAUAAAUAUUUUCUAUAGUCAUUAACAGUAUAGUCUACUAAUUGUCUGAAGUAAUUUUGUUUUUUAAAAGAUGAUACUUGAGAAGUGUCUUCCAACAUAAUUUAAAAAUGAAAGUUCCUCAUGUCUCUUUAUUUCAGUUUUUAUAUUGAAGACCCGCUGAAUGUGAAAAUGUAAGCUAAUCCUAAGUGUUGGGUUUUUUUUUUUGUGAUUCUACAACUUCACCUCCAAAAAAUGUUGGCACGCUGUGAAAAAUGUGAAUAAAACAGGAUUGCAUUGACUUGCAACCCACAUUUCAUUCACAAUAGAAAAUAGAAAACAUAUCAAAUGUUUAAAGUGACACAUUUUACUGUUUCAUGAAAAAUAGCUCCUUAUAUUCAAUUUGAAGACACCAAAAAAUUGUGAAGACUUUAAAUAAUUGAUGUCAUAUCUUUUCGUUCUGAGAAUCUGGAAAAAUGUCUGUGCUCAAAGCACAAGGCCACAAACCAGUAUUGGAUGUCUGUUGUCUUUAGGCUCUGAGACAGCACUGCAUUGCAAACAGGCAUGAUUCUGGCAUAGAAAUCACUACGUGGGGUCAGGAAAACUUGCAGAAAUCAUUGUCUGUGAGCACAGUUCACUUUGGCAUCCACAAAUGCAGGUUAAAUUUCAUGAAAAGCGGAGUCCAGAAAAACUGUUGUCAUCUCUGGGUCAAAACUCAUUUAAAAUUCACUUAAGCAAAGGGAAGCCUGUUCUGUGGUCAGAUUCAUCAAAAUUUGAAAUGUAUGUUUUUUUGGAAACCAUGAAUGCUGCAUCCUCUGAACAGAAGAAGACUGGGAACAUCCGGCUAGCUGCCAGCACUCAAUUCAAAAACCAGUCCAGUGUCUAUAUUGGCCAUUUGCAAUAUAGAAAGGCACCAUCAAGCUUGAAAGGUAUGUGCAGAUUUUAGAGCAUAUUGUCCUAUCCAGAUGUUGUUGUUUUUUUUCAGGGAAAUGCAGGUGCUGUUAUUUCACCUCAUUUUUAGGCAGUAUUUUCUGCAUAUUUCAGCAAGACAAUGUUAAACUGCAUACUCAGUUAUGCAGUCACUGCAGUUAUUAGAACAGCAUAGCUUCUCAGUAGAAAAGUCAGGGUGCUGAAUUUCCCUACUUCAAUUCAGCCCUUUUACUGACUAAAAAGAUUUGGAGCAUAAAGAAAUGAAAAAGACUUAUACUUAUAAGAUUUAUACAGCAUCAAAUCACAACAACAGUCACCAAGGCGCUUUAUAUUGUAAGGGAAAUACCUUAGAAUACUACAUUCAGAGAAAAAUGCAUCAAUCAUAUGAUCCCCUAUGAGCAAGCACUUUGGCGACAGUGGGAACGAAAAACUCGCUUUUAACAGGAAGGAACCUCUGGCAGAACCAGGCUCAGGGAGGGGCGGCUGUCUGCUGCGACGGUUGGGGUGACAACACUGCUCUCCUAGAAGUCGAGCAACAGCUCAAUUCACAGACAUUUUUCGAUUAAUGUUAAAACAUGAGGGGAAGCUACACAGUGGUAAGCACAGCCCAGUCUCAACUUACUCAUUGCUGCCAUCAAAAUUAACUUUUUUUUUUUUU
Neolamprologus brichardi is the source of this 3793-nucleotide messenger RNA. NCBI's taxonomy places the organism in Eukaryota, Metazoa, Chordata, Actinopteri, Cichliformes, Cichlidae. The record is from RefSeq and is a predicted model, not a curated record.